Messenger RNA from Olea europaea var. sylvestris, 1564 nucleotides. RefSeq names its product probable LRR receptor-like serine/threonine-protein kinase At1g06840. The annotation marks the transcript as partial. Gene Ontology annotation, molecular function: protein binding. Lineage: Eukaryota; Viridiplantae; Streptophyta; Magnoliopsida; Lamiales; Oleaceae. The transcript is spliced from 14 exons. The record is from RefSeq and is a predicted model, not a curated record.
AUGUUUUCUGCAGUUAAUGCAUUGAGAGCCAUCAAGAAAAGUUUGAUUGAUCCAUAUCAUAAUCUUGGAAGCUGGAAUAGGGGGGAUCCAUGUACUUCAAGAUGGGCUGGAAUUUCUUGCUACAAUACUACACUAGAUGAUGAUUAUUUUCAUGUCAGAGAAAUGUCAUUACUGCAAAUGAAUCUGUCUGGUCGUUUAUCUCCGGAACUUGUCCAUUUAUCUUAUAUGAAGAUAAUGGAUUUUAUGUGGAACAACAUUAGCGGGACAAUACCAAAGGAGAUAGGCAACAUUACAUCAUUAGAAUUGUUGCUUCUCAAUGGAAAUAAACUUACAGGUUCCUUGCCUGAUGAGAUUGGCUAUCUUCGUAACUUGGACAGAUUGCAGAUUGAUGAGAACAAAAUAUCUGGUUCAAUACCAAAGUCAUUGGCUAACUUGAACAAUGCAAAGCACUUCCACAUGAAUAAUAAUUCCCUUAGUGGACAAAUACCGCCAGAGCUCUCUAAAUUGCCAAAUCUUGUUCAUUUGUUGCUUGAUAACAACAACUUAUCAGGACGUCUUCCACCAGAACUUUCCAAAAUGCCAAAUUUAAUGAUACUUCAACUUGAUAACAACAACUUUGAGGGGAGUACAAUACCUCUUUCUUAUGGAAACAUAUCUUGCUUAUUGAAGCUGAGUCUUAGGAACUGCAGUUUGCAAGGGCCAAUUCCUGACUGGAGCAACAUGCCCAAUAUUGCUUUUAUAGAUUUGAGCCUAAACAAGCUUAGUGGAACAAUACCAGCAGGUGUGCUUUCUGAGAAUAUGACAACUAUCGACCUAUCAUCCAACAAUCUUAAUGGAACUAUUCCUGCAAGCUUUUCAAGGCUUCCUCUAUUGCAGAAAUUGUCACUAGCAAACAAUUCAUUAAGUGGUUCAGUUCCAUCCACCAUUUGGCGGAAUAGAAUUCUCAAUCAAUCAGAGACACUCAUCUUGGAUUUUCAGAACAAUAGGCUUUCAAUUAUUUCUGGCAGCCUUAUCCUACCGUCGAACGUCACUGUUAGCCUUCGAGGAAACCCCAUAUGCACCAGGGGUAACCUUAUUCAGUUCUGUGGAUCUUAUGAGGAAGAUUUCAAUGAGAUGUUCAACCUAACAAGAUCCAAUGCCUGCCCUCCUGAAUCAUGUCCACCUCCUUAUGAGUAUGCCCCAGCAUCUCCUGUUGCUCGCUGCUUUUGUGCUGCUCCUCUGCUUGUUGGAUAUCGUUUAAAGAGUCCCGGGUUCACAAAAUUUCGCCCUUAUUUUGAUAAAUUUGAGCAUUACGUAAGUUCUGCUCUUGAUUUGAAUAUUUAUCAGUUUCACAUUGAUUCGGUUGCAUGGGAAAAGGGACCUCGACUGAGAAUGUACCUGAAGAUUUUUCCGGCAUAUGUAAACAACAGCAUUCAUCUGUUUAAUGGGAGUGAGAUCCUCCGAAUUCAUGGCUUGUUUAGUGGAUGGAGGAUUCAUGGUAACGCUGUCUUUGGACCUUUUGAGCUGCUAAAUUUCACGCUUUUGGAGCCUUAUAAAGAUGAAUUUCCCUCUUCUUCACCAUUUG